Molecule: messenger RNA, 1638 nt
Organism: Oreochromis niloticus (Nile tilapia)
Lineage: Eukaryota; Metazoa; Chordata; Actinopteri; Cichliformes; Cichlidae
Product: Fc receptor-like protein 5
Exons: 4
Biological process (GO): cell surface receptor signaling pathway; immune response
Cellular component (GO): external side of plasma membrane
Molecular function (GO): transmembrane signaling receptor activity
Source: RefSeq, a predicted model, not a curated record
ACAGCUCGUCUGACUGUGAGUCCCAGCAGCUCUCAGCUUUUUGAAGGAGACUUUGUGUCUCUGAGCUGUGAGGAGGACGACAGCUCUGCUGGAUGGACUCUGAGGAGAAACACAAGCAAACAACAGAGGACUCAGUGUGGAGCUGACUGGGGGAAAUCAGCUGGUUCUUUCUGUAACAUCAGCUACAUCUACACAUGGGAGAGUGGGGUUUACUGGUGUGAGUCCAGAGAGGGUCCCAUCAGUAACAUGGUUAACCUGACAGUCACUGGUGGAUCAGUGAUCCUGCAGAGUCCUGUCCUCCCUGUGAUGGAGGGAGAUGAUCUCACUCUGCUCUGUAAAACAAAGACCACUCCCUCCAACCUCCCAGCUGCUUUCUAUAAAGAUGGCUCCCUCAUCAGGAAGCAGCCUACAGGUCACAUGACCAUCCAGCAUGUUUCCAGGUCUGAUGAAGGCCUCUACAAGUGUGACAUCAGCGGUCAUGGAGAGUCUCCAUCCAGCUGGAUCACUGUCACAGGUGGGACUCUCUCUGCAGAAAAACCUACAACCACAGUGCUGCCUGCCACCUCAGCUCUUCCCUCUUCCACAACACUGCCCUCUCACUCCUCCACCCUCCAGCUUGGCAUCAGAGUGUUCCUCACCCUGGUGGUGUUCUGUCCAUACUUCAUCUCCACUCUCCUCAUGGUGUCUUUAUAUCGACACAGAGCUAAAGGGAACAAACUUCCCAUCUUGAACCUGCACACUCAUCCUGAGCAGGGAUUAGAUGAUGUACAUGAGGAUGUAAUUACUGAUGUCACCACAGAGCAUCGUUUCUGAAACAAACUUCUGUUGUGUCUCUGUGGGUCUCACUAACUUUGUCCUCUUCACCUCUGACGUCAUUGGAGUAAAUGGACUCUGAUGUUCAUCUCUGGAUAUUUUCAUCUCGAUAAACAACAAAUAUUCAUUCUAAGAGGAGGAUUUCCAUGAUGUACUGUGUGUGUUACUGCACCUUUGUAUCUAAGGUAUUUUUCACAAAGUAUUCAGAUUAUUUCUGAAUCAAACCUACAGAUGUUUUCAGAUCUGAUAUUGGAGGAAAACCUAAAAACUGUUACAUAGAUAAUGUUCAUGUUUUAUGUUGAUAUUUCCUCUGUCCCUGUCCUGCGUGAUCAAAUGGCUGGACUGUUAAUGGGCCGGGGUCUUUUCCCCAGCAUGUUUUAACUUGAAAUUUAAGUUAUUUAUAUUAUUGUGUUUUGUGUUUGGUAUGUUGUUUUUUUUAAUUCUUCUCAUGUUCUGUUUUGUAUUCUACCUUAACUCUCCUUGUUUGUGUGUUUACCACUGCAGCUCUGUAACUACUGUAUUGUAGGAAGCAUUCAACUCAUUUCUAAAUGAAACCUACAACUGUUUUCAGAUCAGGUUUUAGAGGAAGAUGUUAUUCUACAUCCUGUCUUAUUUUGGUAAUUCUUGUUUUCACCUCCUUUCUGAUGAGGAUAUUAGACUCCUGAUGUUUGACUGGAGUUAUAACUACCAGGUGGUGACUCCAUCUGAACCUUUUCCCCUGAAACUACCUGGACUUUGGUUCGCUGCUUUUUAAAAAUGUAACCUUUGGAGUUAGUUGGAUCGUUGCAACUUCAUCCUCAAUAAAGAUUAACUUUGUUAAUUCAG